Colletotrichum karsti is the source of this 1758-nucleotide messenger RNA. Its product is annotated as siderophore iron transporter. Gene Ontology annotation, molecular function: transmembrane transporter activity. The record is from RefSeq and is a predicted model, not a curated record. The coding region runs from base 1 to 1758 and encodes 585 amino acids. NCBI's taxonomy places the organism in Eukaryota, Fungi, Ascomycota, Sordariomycetes, Glomerellales, Glomerellaceae. Gene Ontology annotation, biological process: transmembrane transport. The transcript is spliced from 4 exons.
AUGGGAUUGUUCUCCAAAAAGGCACCUGCCGAGGAGCAGGUGGCCGUUGAGCCGGCGCCACUAGCCGAUGAGAAGUCGCUCAGAAACACGACCGAGAAGUCUAGCGAGGAGGAUCUCGUCAGCAAAGAUGUUCAAGCCGGUGUUGCCAAGGUCGAAGCCAUCACUGCCGUCUGGACGAAACGAGACUUGAUUCUCGCGUACACCUUCAUCUGGCUCUUCUACGUCGUUACAGCUAUCCAGGAGGUUUCGAUCCGAGUCUUGACCCCCUUCGUUACGAGUACUUUCCAGCUGCACUCCUUGACGGCGGCGACGAGCAUCAUGUCGACCCUGAUCGCCGGCCUGGUCAAACUCCCUCUCGCCAAGAUCCUCGAUACCUGGGGCCGUCCCCAAGGUCUUUCCAUGAUGCUGGUGUCUUGGAUGCUCGGAUUCAUCAUGAUGGCCGCUUGCCAGAACGUCCAGACUUACGCUGCCGCCCAAGUCUUCUACGCCAUGGGAUCCCAGGGCAUCAGCUACUGCAUCACCGUUUUCAUCGCCGACACCUCGUCCCUGAAGAGCAGAGCCCUCAUGCUCUCAUUCGCCACCUCGCCGUACAUCUUCCUCACCUGGGCCGCCGGACCCAUCACCGAGAACCUGCUCAAGAAGGGAGGCAUCGGUUGGCGCUGGGGCUUGGGCAUCUGGUCGAUCGUCGCCCCGGUCGUCAUCUGCCCGCUCAUCGGCCUUUUCCUCUGGAACCAACACAAGGCCGUCAAGAGAGGCAUCAUCGAGAAGCGCGGCUCCGUGAAGAACAUCUCCCCGGCCAAGAUCAAGAAGUUCCUCAUCGACGUCGACGCCUUCGGCAUCCUCAUCCUCGCGGCCGGAAUGGCGCUGUUCCUCCUGUCGUUCAGUCUCUACUCCUACCAGUCCCAGGGAUGGCGCUCGCCCAUGAUCAUCGCCUUCGUCGUCAUCGGCUUCUGCCUGAUCGUUUCGUUCGCGCUCUGGGAGAGAUUCCUGGCACCGGUCACCUUCAUCCCCUUCUCCCUGCUCAUGGACCGCACCGUCUUCUUCGGCGGCAUGAUGUUCGUCUUCCUGUUCUUCAACUCGGCCGUCUGGGGCUCGUACUUCACCUCCAUGCUCACGGUCGUGUGGAACACCUCCGUCUCUCAGGCCACCUACAUCGGCAACAUCUACCGAACCGGUUCUUGCGGCUUUUCCAUCAUCAUCUCUAGUCUCAUCUACAAGACCGGUCGUUUCAAGCCUUUCGCCUUGUUCUUCUGCAUCCCGCUGAUGAUGCUCGGCGUCGGACUGAUGAUCAAGUUCCGUCAACCCGAUGCGAACAUCGGCUUCGUUAUCAUGACCCAAAUCUUCGUAGCCUUCGCGGGCGGCCCGGCAGUCAUCUGCGGCGAACUCGCCAUGCUCAGCCCCAGCAACCACCAGAACGUCGCCGUCAUCUUCGCCAUCCUCGACCUCUUCGGCAGCAUCGGCUCGUCCCUGGGCUCCGCCGUCUCCGCCGCCAUCUGGACCGGCACCUUCAAGAAGAACCUGCAGAAGUACAUGCCCGACGGGAGCCCCGUCGACCAGGUCUACGGCGACAUCUACACGCAGCUGGGGUACCCGGUCGGCUCCCCCGAGCGCGUCGGCAUCCAGCACGCGUACGGCGACUCGCAGCGCCUCAUGCUCAUCACGAGUGUGAGCGUGCUCGUCGGCGCGCUGAUUUCCGUGGCGUUGUGGAGAGACCUCAACCUCAAGAAGAUCAAGCAGGUCCGCGGAAACGUUGUUUAG